Ctenocephalides felis (cat flea) is the source of this 1764-nucleotide messenger RNA. Its product is annotated as dnaJ homolog subfamily C member 3-like. The record is from RefSeq and is a predicted model, not a curated record. Gene Ontology annotation, cellular component: endoplasmic reticulum. Gene Ontology annotation, molecular function: misfolded protein binding; protein-folding chaperone binding. Gene Ontology annotation, biological process: protein folding in endoplasmic reticulum. NCBI's taxonomy places the organism in Eukaryota, Metazoa, Arthropoda, Insecta, Siphonaptera, Pulicidae.
UAUAAUAUCACAUUUGACAGAUGUGCUGCAACAAGCAUAGUAUUUAUUUAUAAAUGUAUUUAUUUAAAUUAAACAAUAAUGGAUUUUAUUAAAACAAUAAAUAUACGGAAAUUGACACCUUUUAUAGUUUUAUUAGUUCUAGAAUUAAUGUACGAUGUUAGCGAAUGUGCAACACAAGCCGAAAUUAAUAGACAUUUAGAAGCUGGCAGGGAAUAUUUACAAAGAAAUCAACUUGCAGAUGCCCUUAGGGAAUAUCAUGCCGCAGUCGAAGGGGAUCCAACAAAUUAUUUAACAAACUUUAAAAGAGGCACAGUUUAUCUUGCCUUAGGUAGAGCUAGAUUAGCUUUACAAGACUUUGGAACAGUUCUAGAAUUAAAACCAGAUUUCACAGCAGCUCGACUACAAAGAGGAAGUGUGCUAAUGAAGCUUGGAGAGUAUGAUUCUGCUUAUUUAGAUCUUUAUAAUGUGCUAUCAGUAGAUCCAUAUAAUGAAGAUGCAAAUGUUUUAUUUCAACGAGUACAUCCAGCUCAAGAAUCAUUCAUGAUUGCCCAUGAGUUGAAACAAAUGAGGAACUUUGAUGGUGCUAUUAGAGAAUUAACAAAUUUGUUAGAAAUUUCACCUUGGUCAUCAGAAAUUCGUCAUCUAAGGGCUGAUUGUUAUUUAGAACAGGGUGAAGUUUUGAGUGCUGUAUCAGAUUUGCGUGCCAUAAAUAGACUUCAGCAAGAUAGUAUAGAAGGAUAUUUAAACUUAGAAUUACUGUAUCAAGCAGGGUUUGUGGCUGAAUCUUUGAAAGAAAUAAGAGAAUGCUUACGACUUGAUCCAGAACAUAAAGACUUUCCAUUGUAUAAGAAAAUUAAAAAGAUAGAUAAAUUUUUAAAUACAGCUGAACAUUCUUUAGAAAGUGGAAACUUUGGUGAAUGUAUAGAACAAGCUGGAAAGGUUUUAAAAGCUGAAGAUACAGUUAUUGAUGUUAUAUUUAAUGCCAAGAAACUGCUGUGCAGUUGCUAUGUAAAGGAUGAACAAUACACAGUUGCUAUUGGCACUUGUAGAGCUGCAUUAGAAAUUCAUCAAGAUCCAUCAAUAAUGUGUGAUAGAGCUGAUGCUUAUAUUGGUACAGAAAUGUAUGAUGACGCCAUCCAUGAUUAUAAAUCAGCUUUGGAAAUAAAUGAGCAUGAUCAGAGAGCGAAAGAUGGGCUUUUGAAGGCUCAGAGGUUACAAAAGCAAGCUGAGAGAAGAGACUAUUAUAAAAUUCUAGGUGUAAAAAGAACAGCUACAAAGCAAGAGAUCAUUAAAGCUUAUCGAAAAGCAGCACAAAAAUGGCAUCCUGAUAAUUUCAAAGAUGAUGAAAAGAAAAUAGCAGAGAAUAAAUUUAUAGAUAUUGCUGCUGCUAAAGAGGUUCUUACUGAUCCUGAGAAAAGAGCUCAGUUUGACAACGGUGAAGAUCCUUUAGAUCCAGAAUCUGCAAAUAAUCACAGAGGGGGCGGUGGUUCACCGUUCCAUCACUUCCAUCAUGGAUCACCAUUUCAAUUUAAAUUCCAUUUCAAUUAAGGCUUAUGAAACAUUAUAUGUGAUUAUACAUAUGAGGAGUCUGUAUGUGAUUCAAGACUGUAUUAAUAGAUCAGUGUGAAAUUUGAAUAGCGUGCAUGGAGUACUGAUGAAUAAGCGGGUGCUUAUGUAUAAUACAGAAUUGUAGGUAUAUUUAUACAACUUUCUGAGUUAGCUGAAUAUUUGUAUAUUAUUCAUUUAUAAUUUAUUUUUAUAUUU